CUGGUUUGCUUUCCCCCCUGCUGAACUGUAUUAUAUGGGCGUGUAAUUCCUCUAUUCCUGUUGUCCUUCCAGCUUUGUUUAUGUGUGUGCCGGUUCCUUGAUUCUCUUUUCUCCGCCCCAGGAUGGGAUGGAUCUAUCUCAACAGAUUCCCCUUCAGCCGGAGUACUGUAUUAUACAAUUCCCUGUUUACCUUUCUUUCAGAUCCUCUGGUCACUAUCUAUCUAUCUAUUUACCAGUGCAGAGGACCCUACAUCCCAGGUUCUCAUGCCAAAGAUACAACCAACCAAUCAACAUAUCAACAACAUGACUAUCAAUCUACAGUUGAAACGUCCUAUGAUAUUUCCUUUUUUUUCCAAUUGAUUUCUUCGUAGAGAACUUACGAUAAGUGUCUAUGAAGCUAUAUUCGUCUCGGAUUGAGCUACACAAGGUAGGGGAGAGGACCUACUUCACCCGAGAAAAAUCCAAU
Molecule: messenger RNA, 466 nt
Organism: Aspergillus brunneoviolaceus CBS 621.78
Lineage: Eukaryota; Fungi; Ascomycota; Eurotiomycetes; Eurotiales; Aspergillaceae
Exons: 1
Coding region: 123-371 (82 amino acids)
Source: RefSeq, a predicted model, not a curated record